Anguilla rostrata (American eel) is the source of this 1923-nucleotide messenger RNA. Its product is annotated as amphoterin-induced protein 3-like. Gene Ontology annotation, molecular function: protein binding. The record is from RefSeq and is a predicted model, not a curated record. The transcript has a single exon. Bases 331 to 1776 code for a protein of 481 amino acids. NCBI's taxonomy places the organism in Eukaryota, Metazoa, Chordata, Actinopteri, Anguilliformes, Anguillidae.
CCCGCUCUCCUUACCGCUACUGAACCAGAACAAACCGCUCUCCUUACCGCUACUGAACCAGAACAAACCACUCUCCCUACUGCUACUGAACCAGAACAAACCGCUCUCCUUACCGCUACUGAACCAGAACAAACCGCUCUUUUUACCGCUACAGAACCAGAACAAACCGCUCUUUUUACUGCUACAGAACCAGAACAAACCGCUCUUCGCAGAGUUUCCCGCAGCUGCUGAAGCAGCACUGCUGUGGUUUGGGUUCCUGCUCUGGCCCAUUUUGUGCUCAGAUUGAGGGUCAGGGGGUCAGGUGUUAGGGCGUGGGGAGCUCUCAGCGCCAUGCGGUGCGUUGGGGGCGUGGCCAGCCUCCUGGUGCUCAGCUCCGUCCUCCUGCGGUGUGGGGGGGCCAGCUGCCCCUCCCCCUGCCUCUGUGCCUCCGAUAUCCUGAGCUGUGGGGGGCGGAGCCUGGAGACGAUCCCCGCCCCCCUGCCCCCGCCCACCGCCACCCUGGACCUGAGUCACAACCGGCUGGAGCGGCUGGAGCCGGGGGGGGUUUUUGGGCUGCCCCGCCUGCGGGUGCUGCUCCUGUCCCACAACCAGCUGCGGGCGCUGGGCGGCGGAGCCUUCCGGAACGCCAGCGCGCUGCGGGUGCUGGACCUGAGCUGCAACGCGCUGCGCGUGCUGGACGGCCGCAGCCUGCAGGGGCUGCCCGCGCUGCAGGAGCUGCUGCUCUUCAGCAACCGGCUGGCCCGCGUGGAGAGCCACGCCCUGCUGCCGCUGCCCGCCCUGCGCCACGCCUACCUCAGCCACAACCGCCUCACCAGCUUCCCCUUCUUCUCCCUGCGCCACGCCCACCCCGGCCUGCUCACGCUCGACCUCUCCUCCAACCGGCUGCGGGCGCUGCCGCUGGCGGAGGUGGCGGCGCUGCCCGUGGCGCUGCGCGGCGGCCUGUUCCUGCACAACAACACGCUGGGCUGCCAGUGCGGCCUGCACCGCCUGCUGCGCGGCUGGGAGGGGCGGGGCUACGGCUCCGUGCGCCAUCACCGCGACGACCACACCUGCCUGCCGCUCGGCGAGCCGCGCACCCCAGUGCGGCUCCUCGGCCACGCCCCCUUCUUCCACAACUGCAGCGAGCCGGCGGCCGGCGAGGGUGGUGGGGCCAGGGCGGGGCUGCGGGCGCAGGUGGGCGAGCCCCUCCUGCUGCACUGUCUGACCGCGCUCAGGGGGCAGCACCUGGCCUACCUGUGGGUGUCGCCCCAGCAGGAGCACCUGGCCCCGCCCGGUAACGGCAGCCGGCAGGUGUUUGGCAACGGCACGCUGCGGAUGGGCGCGGUGCGGUCGGAGGACUCGGGCGUGUACCUGUGCGUGGCGCGGGACCCCGGGCGGCAGCAGAACGACACCUGGGAGGUGAACGUGACGGUGUCGGAGCGCUGGGGGGGCGGGGAGCGCUGGGGGGGCGGGGAGCCCUUUAAUGCCGGCUUCACCACGCUCCUGGGCUGCGCGGUCAGCCUGCUGCUGGUGCUCAUGUACCUGUUCCUCACACCCUGCCGCUGCUCCCGCCCCCCCGCCCCGCCUCCCGCCAACGAUGACCCCGCCCCCAGCCCUGCCCUACCGGCCCGGGAGGGGCCCGGACGCAGGCUGGGGAACAGUAAGCAUGUGAUGUUUCUGGAGCCCAUCAGGCGAGUGCAGAACGGCUCCUCCCCAACACCGCCCACGGGACCCCCCAAACACCCCCAGCAGAGGGACCACCCUGAGCCCAUCAGCACAGACUCCUCUGCGCCAUAGCAACAGCCAAGCAAACCCCGCAUGGGGGGUCCAUCCAGCAGCAAAUCACACAGGCACUGCUGGGGCAGGGAGAGCUGGGGGCGGGGCUUAGCUCGGCAGGGAGAGCUGGGGGCGGGGCUUAUCCAGGCAGGAAGAGCUGGGGGCGGG